Molecule: messenger RNA, 4142 nt
Organism: Schistosoma margrebowiei
Lineage: Eukaryota; Metazoa; Platyhelminthes; Trematoda; Strigeidida; Schistosomatidae
Source: the annotation of a GenBank genome assembly
AUCGAAGGAUUGCGAUGCGCCUCGUCUAUUUUGGUGCGGUACUCUGGCACCAAAAUUUCUAUCUAAAUGUCUAGUCUAUGAUUGGACCAUAUUUAUUGGAAAUGAUGUUAGAGGUUAAAAAGGCAUUUAUUAGCUUUCUAAGGAUGAACAAUGAUUCAAGUUCUUCUGAUCCUUUAAAAACAACAUGUUCACAUGGAAGUGUUCAUGUAAACGGACAUUAUCCUAGUCCAAUGCCUAACAAUAGUGUUAUUCACAUGGAAGACUACAAUAAGAACAAUGACCAUGGUCCUCGUCUCAGUUUCAAGCGGUUAACCCUAUCUGAUUCGCUUGAUCUAGCUGGAAAUCGCAUUCAGUCUCAUUUGUAUUCCAAGCUUGGUCCAGAGGCGAUCGAACUUGACCUAAUGUGUGCUGAUAAAAUUUACUCUACAAAAGAAACUUCAAGUAAUGGUCAUUUAUUUUGUCCCGUACCACUUGAUGGUGAUACCUUUUGUGAUCAUUGCAACCAGCCUAUUUGGGAAUUUGGUUGGCGUCCAGUAUGUUUAAAGUGUGCAAAAUGCCACAUGACGUGUCACUGGCUGUGCAAAACUGAGGUUACAGUUUUGUGUGAUGAAGACGCCAAGACCUCUCAUCAAGUUACUGAACCAAAUCUAUUCCCCCCAAUGAUUGUUUCGGGGGACGAUUUAGAACAACAGGUUGACAGCCCAGUCUCUAAGUUAUCAACAAGUCCGGAAAACGAUAGCACUAAUUAUAUCUCGUCUGAAGGAACUUUAGUUAAGUCUUCCCAACUGGAUUUCCAUGUAAAUAAUCACCUAACUUCUGAAUGUGAUAUACCAUUACUUGAUACUGUUUCUCCAAAUGAAUUAGAUGGAGUGAAUAGUCCUGUUGACAAAACGAUUGAUCAUCUUGCGUUCGAAAAAGUUACUUUACAAUCAAUCUCUCCUAGUUCGAGUCAGUACACUUCCAUGACUACAAACUUCAACACACCGUUAAACGUACCUGCUAAACUGGAUAAUGGAAUAUCAACAAAGCAGAAAGCUGAAUGUUUAUCUCAAUCAACAUUAUCAAGGCGUUCUACUGAGUUUCACAAAUCGAAAACAUCAGUUGAUGUAAAAUUAGUCAGUAGGCAUUCAUUUCUAUGCGGAAAUAAACCAAACGUUUGCCUGGCUUAUGAUUUUUCAAGCUUAGAUAAGGAGGCAAUUCGAGAUCGAGGGAUUCUUGUGAGACAACUAAGCCCAUCUCUUACUGAAUUACAAAACACUUCUAAACCACUUCAGAAUACAAAUAUUAUCUCAGAUACCUCGAACUCCAAUCCUUUUACCCGUUCAGAUGAAAGUUCGUUUCCAGAAAAAGAAGUUUCUGAUAUUGGCUUUGCCAGUGUGAUGCAAACAACUCAGGAAUUUGUUCGCACCAAACAAAAACGAAGCUUUCAGACUCAUCUACGUUCUUCAAAUGCGCUUCCAUUAAUCCCUAUGGUGGUUGGACCGCGAGCAAUAUUACCUUGGUCCUCCGAUCGUUUGAAACAGUUAAUUCAAAUCUUUAGCGUAAAUGAAUUCGGAUUGCAAGCUGCUAGUAUAACUGGUGCUGAUUCAUGUGAUUGCGAAGGUCAAGUUCGUGUACAUAUAAACUUACUCCGCCCUAUUCAAAUGUUACUUACAGCUAGACCAGCUUCCAUUUUCGACGUAGUUGGUGCAAAAAGUAAUGAAACAGAUGAUGAUGAUGAUUAUAAUGAAGAUGAUGAUGGGGCAGAUGUUAGUGAUCGAUCUGAAGAUGAUCAGAAUCUUUGGUUGGUCCAAGACGACAACAAUAAUAACUGCCAUCUUGUUUCGAAACAACACCCUUCUAAUACACCACAUUCCUUUGUAUCAGCCAACAUUCCAUAUUUUUCACCAAAUAAUAAAGUGCAUAAAGCUGAUGGAAACAUUGUUGAGUCACAUCGUCGGUUAGGCAGAACAACUUCAACAGUAUCUACUUUUCGGUUACCAAGAGGAAGCACAAAAUUGUUGCAUGUUCGACUAUCGACAACUGCACAAAUGGUUAUCUGUGCACUACUUGAUCGAUUUGGUAUACGAGAUAAUCCUCAAAAGUUUGCUUUAUAUGAACACACAAUUGAAGGUGAUCAGAAAGUUUCUGUACGAAAAUUAUUUGAUAAUGAAUCACCGUUGGGGUUGCUAUUCAAGUGGGUCGAUCAAGAUCCGGAUAAUUUUAACAACAUUUUGAGUGUGAAGCGAUUAGUAUUACAAGAGAAUGAAACUGGUGAUAUUGAAUGGACCACAUUUAGUUUAUCAGAAUUGUAUACAUUUUUGGGAAUAUUGAAUCGUGAAGAAAGUGAUUAUCGUAGACGUAUUGAAAUGAAAUAUGAAAUACGCAGGAAAGAAAUAAAACGUUUAAUGGAACUACAUAAUAGUAAAUUUAAAUCUUUAGACAAAUCAUUCAAUUGUCAAUUUAAUUCUGUUACUUCGGAUGUAACCACUGUAAUUGCUGAACGAUAUGAAAAUGAAGCGAUAACUAAACAAUUAUGCGAUGAAAAUGUGGAAUUUAAUGCCUAUUCUUGUAUGGAUUCAUUGUCUGCACCGGUUUCGCCAACGUUAUUUCGUAAAACAAACAAACAGAUUAAUUUAAACGCUUGCAUAGUGUUUGGUUUUAGACAAAAGGGAAAUAUUCAUCAAUCUUAUGAUUAUUGACUUGGUAAGCUAUAUCACUCCUACGCAACUGAAAUGCACACACACAUAUAUGCACACAUUGAAUUAACGCACCUAAAGUAUUUCAUUUCUUAACUUGUUCUGCUGACAUUAAGUAUAAACAGAACAUUGAUCAUGGUUUACAUUGAUAUCCUAAAAAUUCUCGUUACUAUGAUGUUCCAUAAACCGAACAAGUAAUAUAAAAAUCAGGGUGUCAGUGUUAAAGUUUGUCUGUGUAUAUUGCAAAUUUAUGAAAAGUCGACUUUACCAGGAGUUUCAAACUCACCAGAUUCUUGUUCAUCUCCAGAGGCAACACUUAAUCGUAAUACAAUUAAACACAGUCAACUUUCUGAUGCUGUAUCCACAUUACCUCGUGUACCAUCAAAUAAAAUCUCUGGAAUAUCAAAUACUUCUAAUAAGAUUCCUUCUAUAUUCAAAUCGUUUUCUAAUUUUAAAGCUAAAAAAGCUGAACUUGCCCAACAAAAAAGAUUAGCUAAAAUGGAAAAAGCUCGUAUUAAAGCAGAACAACAACAACAACAGCGUAAAGAAAAAAUUAAAAAUCACCCACUUUCUUCAUGGAAAUGGCGUGGAUUUGGCACACUUUCUCCGUCUAGUUCUUCAUCAAUGUCUCCUACUGGAUUGUCACCAUCAUCAUCAAAUCAAUAAUGAUAUAUUGACUGCACUGUAUUGUGAUCAUAUUCUUAUUUAUUUUUGUCAAGAAAUGAGCAGAUUAAUUGAUUGCAUACUAUUUUCUGUUUUCUAUAUCCUCUCUACUUCAUUCAAUAGUGUCUUCCAGUUCAAUUAUGUAAAUAUUUACUCGUUUUUUUUAAAUCCUUUUUUUUUCAGACACGUUUUAUUUAUUGCAUCAGACUUUUUCAUUUUUAUCAAACUUUCCUAUGCUUCCUUCACUUUUUCCCUUGCUCGUUUUUUCCCCCUCUGUUUAUUUUAAACUAUCUUUAUUUACUCCAUUACAAGCACCACAGAGGCCUUUUAUCAUUAAAUGGAUUCUUUUUUUCCUUAAUACACAAUAAUAAAAUUCUAGUCUAUUUAUUUUGUCCAAUAAGUAUUUCUUUUUUUCUUUUCAGCAGCAAAAAACUCUGUUUUAUUACGUUACAGUUCAGGUCCAGUAUAUACGAAGCGAAUUAUUUUCUAGAAUAUGAUCAAUCAUUGUACAAUAGUAUUAAUAAUAAUAAUAUAUUUGUUUACUAUUAUUGCAUGUAUGUGCAUGUACCUUCUUUGUUUUCAUUAGCUCACAUAUUAGGAAACAUUUAGAUUGACAUUACCAAUUUACAAUUAUUUUCUUUUCAAUUUAUUUAAAAAUCACUCCAAACAUUCAUUCAUUUUUAAAUCUUCAUUUGGACAUGUUUCAAAAUGUUUUGUUUUUUUUAAUAAAUGAAAAACAAAAAUAAAUUCUCUUUUCAUAUAAAUAAUAUGUGCAAUUUUAUAUAGAUAAUCAAGUAUGAA